Molecule: messenger RNA, 3629 nt
Organism: Symsagittifera roscoffensis
Lineage: Eukaryota; Metazoa; Xenacoelomorpha; Acoela; Convolutidae
Exons: 8
Coding region: 140-3127 (995 amino acids)
Biological process (GO): transforming growth factor beta receptor signaling pathway; cell differentiation; regulation of transcription by RNA polymerase II
Cellular component (GO): heteromeric SMAD protein complex
Molecular function (GO): I-SMAD binding; transcription regulator inhibitor activity
Source: RefSeq, a predicted model, not a curated record
GAUGUGGUAGAAAAAAACAGUAACUAUGACUGGUCAAAAUUUUUACAGAAUGGAAUGAUGCUGAAAUUAAGUGGCACUACUUAUUUGAAGUUGAGCUGCAGCAAAAUAAAGAUUCUUUUUCAUCAAAGAGGCAAAUAAAAUGUUCAAGUAUAGCCGGAAACUUUCACUGCCACUAAAUGAAGACGAUUUGCCGUUUCCUCAGGCUGUCAUUCAGCCUCGGACGCAGAUGGUCAAAUGUCUUCUCUCCUUGAAAGCAGCUUCGAAAGAUAGUAACGGUGAAGAUGAGGCUAGAUGGGAAGAACGUUUUGCCUUGGCUCUCGUGAAAAAUCUAAAUUCGAGAAGUUUUGAUGAGUUAUUGAAAGCACUCGCAUCACGGGGUACCCAACCAACGAAAUGCGUUUUUAUCAAAAGGCCCUCUAUGGACGGCAGAAUGCAAAUAGGGGCCCGCAAAGUGGUGCCCCAUGUAGCUGUUUUUAAAUUGUGGCGCAACCCCAGUGUCAGACAAGCCACCCAACUCCUCGCAUGUCAUCCAGCAACGUCAGCUGGAGCCCAGACUCCUGCUACGAACAGUGGUGCUAGCGGUGGUUCGUCUUCGUCUGCAUCAUCUUCCACAGCAUCAUCAUCUUACAAUUAUAAGAGCAAUUCUCUGACCCACAUGCAAGAGUACACGUGCAUUAACCCAUACCACUACCAGCUCACGUUUCCGCUAGAAAUCACAUCAAAAAAGCCAAUAGUAGAGGACAUAUCGCGUAUAAAAGAGAAAGGUGGGGAGCAGCGUGAACACGAUGGAAUUCACGUGAACGGAUCUCUAACGAGUCAGAACUCAGUGGAGUUUUGUAUGUCAGAUGAUGACGAUGCAGUGGACUUGGAUCGCAAUAUCAAUUUGACCAAAGUUACUUCUAGUAAUUCCAGCCACUCAGCAACUAGAAACUCAAAUUGUGACUCUUUACCCCCGUUAGUUUUGAAUACAUCAUCAGAGAAGUUUACGCCAAUUUUAUCGUCACUUCUCGAAACUACGCCCACGCAGUCUUCUGUUCCGAGGAGCCAAGACGUCAGCAAGGUUUCCCCGGAAUCGCCCCAGACUUUCGUUGAUCUCUCGACCGGGUCUUUUUCUGAACGCGGCAAUUGUUCACAUAACUCGACAUCAGAAAGCGCACAUUUUUCACUCAUUGAAACGUCAUCGGGAAAUAGCAGUAGACGCGACUCAAUCAGUUUUUUUACAGAAGUGAAAUUGGACCCGAACGAAUUCAGCGAAACUCUCUCGAUCGGCAGAAAUUCGAGAAAAGGGUCUCAAGAAUCCGGUCCAGCCAGCAUGACUAUUACGUCAUCUUAUCCUUCCCAAUCGGCCUAUGCCUUGAAUGGACAGAUUGUUCACGCCCAUUCCACUUCGCACUUGUACGACAACGUGACAUCAAUGUACAAUUUUGAUUCGUCUCAAGUGGCGUCGGGGCAGACGUUGCGGCAGUUCGGAAGUGUGCCGAUGAUUGUUCCGACUGCUGUAGGUGGCGCAGGAAUCCCGUCUCCCGAACGCAAUCAAGGUGGCGGCGGCGUCAUCUUACACCAAACUAGCACAGGGAACAUGGCAUCGGGAGAAGUCACUUCAUCACAGCACCACCAAUUGGCAUCUAGCAAUAACUAUGGCGGCGUGUUCUAUGACCUCACCUCUCCCCUUUUAGCCCCGCACCAACACCAUCAGCCACAUAACAGAUCGACUUCAAGGGACCAACAGUCGAAUUCGUCCUCCGCGCAACACGCAAUGAAUUUUCACAUGCCAGAGACCGCGGUAGGCAUCGGUGGGGACUAUCCGACGGCUUCUGGAGUUGAUGUUGCAUCAUCACUGAUAUCUUCUCCGCACAGCAUGGGGAGUGGAGCUGGCGGAGUUGUUCGGACUCAACAACAGCACAACAUCUCACAUCAUCAAGAACUCCAUCAGCAGCAGCAGUCCUCUCACUCGCCGACUCUCUCCUCAUCUUCCUCCUUCGUCCCCAGUCAGAGUUCCCCGCCCGACUGCGAGUUCAUGGAGUACGAGGACCACACACCCAUGUUUUCAAACGACACUGAGAAUCAAUACUCAGAGAUAGUGGCAAUAUCCUCAAACAUGCACACAACGCAACAACAGCACUGUGCAAGUAUAGCAAACAAAAGAAAACUUAGUUUUAACCACCCUAACAACCACACCUCUUCCCCCGACCACCACACGCAACCUCCUCAGCACAAACUCAUCGUACCCUCCCGACCGACGACCUCAGCGCCUGGAGUGGCGAACAAUGAACACUACCAAGCACACGCACAAAUUAACUCAGCUUCACUAAAUGCACCUCAAAUGAACGCACCCACAUCCCAAUCGGGGUAUGGGCUCCAGAAUUCUGCGAGUAGCACGCAUAACAGCUCCACGCCUAAUCUUCCUUUAUCAGCUUCGAACCUCAACUCAAACUCGAAUAUCAACGAACAAAGCAACUUGGACAAUAUGCUGAUGCAGUCGCCGAGAGCAAACUUGCGAUUGGGAGUUCCCGUGCGGUAUGCGGAGCCGCUGUUUUGGUGUCAGAUCCGUUACUACGAGUUCAGCCAGCAGAUUGGUGAAGUGUGUCUAGUUAGGCCGAAUCAGUUUUCAGUAGACGGUGGCACGGAUCCCUCGUCUGGCGAAAGGUUCUGUCUGGGAUCCUUGUCGAAUGUGAACCGACAGGAAAUAGUUGAGAGGACACGAAAUGGGAUCGGAAAAGGUCUGCAUCUGUAUCGGACGAAGAACUACGAGAUACAUGCGAGAUGUCUGGGGGAUAGUCCACUGUUUGUGCAGAGUCAGUGCUGCAACUUGAGGUACAACUGGGACCCAGGCACUGUGUGUAAGAUCCCGCCUGACUUCAACCUCAAAGUGUUCACGAUGGAAGAGUUCCAGGACCAUCUGAGUACCCAACUGCGCACCAACAGUAGUUACAAGUCCGUCAUGGAUCUGACUUCGCUAUGCAGCAUACGGAUAAGCUUUAUUAAAGGUUGGGGUCAGGAAUACACCAGAAAGAGGAUUACAGACGUUCCGUGUUGGAUCGAAAUAUUGCUGAAUGGACCCUCGCAGUGGCUAGACAGAGUUCUGCAGCGAAUCAACCCGUCGUCAGAGCCAUGCGACAGUCGAUGACCUUCCUCGUGUAACAUUUCCUCUUGAGAAAUUACAAGAAGCGAAAUAAGUCCAACACGAAAAAUAAAAGCAAAACAAAUCAAAAAUUGGAGCUGUGGACAGGAUGAAUGACUGACGAUUUGAGUUUGAUUUGCAAAAAAUUAAGAAAAGACUUAUUUUCUCAUCAAAGCUUUCUUUAUCCUUUUCUAUGAAACGAAGUUAUGUUAAGUCGCUGAGCGACUUCGUUUUAGUUUAGUAUUCUAUGUGAGUUAUUGCCAGUUCUAAGCUCAAAGCAUUUGUAGUAUGUAACAUGUUACAAUUCUAUUGAGCUCUUACGAAUGGAAAAUCGUUGUCAUUUUUAUGGAUUUGUAUUUAAGUUGAUAUAUAAAUGUGCUUAAUUAUUUACUUUAAAGUCAGUGUUUUGAUAUACCAAAUUAUUGAUAUUUCAAUUUCUAAUGCUUUUGAAGAAGCAUGAUAUAUUGUUUCAACAUUGUAUGGCUUGGUUGAAUUACAUUGAAAUGUA